AUCAGAUUAGCAAAUAUUGUCAUAAGAAUUCAUCAAACGAUGAUUCCAAAAACCAAUUACAGCAUUAAUUGUGUUUAUGAAUUGGAAAAUUGUCCGGAUUGCGAUAAGGAAAUCUCAAAUUUAAUUGAAUCGAUCUAAGGAAAGUACCAGAAGAUUACAUUUGAGAGUUUACAUUUCAUUUACGAUGAAUUACUUGACAGUAAUUCUUGUCAUCAUAAAAUGUAUCACAUUUAUCACCUGUCUCAAAUGUAACAUAAAAUGCCCAAAUGAAGACAGAUUUGAAUGCGGCUUGGAUAUGAAAAAUUCUGCUUACAAAUUGUUUACUAACGCAUGCUCUAUGAAGGCUUAUGCGCGCUGUACUGGGAGCGAAUACAUUCCCGUACCAUUAAGUUCUUGUAUGAGGAAACAUAAUAGACAAAUUAUAAGAAAAAUGUAUAAAAGCAUAUAUGGUGAUAGUUGUCCUACAUUUUGUCCUGAAUAUUACCGUCCUGUUUGUGGUGUAUCACAACUGAGGGAUUACGAAUAUAAAACAUUUAGAAACGGUUGUUACUUCGAUUUGGUGAAUUGUAGAGGCAUUGAAGAUUAUUCAUAUCAAGAAGUAUCUUUGAAAUUCUGUCAAAAUCAUUAUAUGAAAAAUAUAUUCUCGGAGCAACUGAUUACAAAUAACAUGAAGAAGUACAAGGAAUUUUUGUCGUGAACACGAUUUGAAAUAAAAUAGGCAAAAACAACGAUGCUUUAGUUUACAUUACUUCUAUUUAUAUUGAUGUCACCGACCGAUCAUGAAUUUCGCUAUUUUUUAAGUUCCCUGAGCGAUAAGAAAGAACUUGGAAAAUCUGAUACAGGACAUUAAGAAAGAUACAAAAUAAAAAAGUUAUGUUUAUUGACAAUUUAAAAUUGUCUAGACAAAUUACGACCGGACGGCAUUGGAGAUAGAAUAUGCAACAUUGCACACAAGCUUCCCUUACACUAUUAGUAUUCCUUCAACAAAGUAGUUAAUAGCUUCUUGCAACUUCCAUGCUCAAUCAAGCUUAACCACAGAGCGGUCCAAACUAUAAAGUUUAGCGCUAAUUACCUGUUCCGAUACUGUAGUCUUAGUUCCUCUGCCAUUAUUUUAUGUUACG
Molecule: messenger RNA, 1121 nt
Organism: Papilio polytes (common Mormon)
Lineage: Eukaryota; Metazoa; Arthropoda; Insecta; Lepidoptera; Papilionidae
Exons: 4
Coding region: 185-697 (170 amino acids)
Molecular function (GO): protein binding
Source: RefSeq, a predicted model, not a curated record